AUGGCACACCGCCUUGUCAGCAUACCGAUGGAGAAAGAGGACUUUGUAACGGAAAGGGAUAAAAUAUACGAAGCUGCUAGAAUCAACGGUUUCGAUAAUAAUUUUGUCGAUAAAAUAAUUCGUCUGCAUGAGCGCUGUGUUUUAGCGGUGUCAGGUCUAUUACUCGCCGAAGAAUUCGAUGGAAACAAUGAUCAUCCCUUCAUACAUAACAGAAAUGUUCAUUUCGAUUGGAUGCUCACAAGGCGAGUAUUCGAAGCUCAAAAAUCCAAUGCGGUUAUUUCACCUUUUUCGGUGAAAGUACUGUUGACUCUACUAUAUGAAGUCACUGGAGAAGCCGCUGAUAUUUCGUACACACAAACCAAAAAUGAACUACGGAUGGUACUAGAUCCUUCCGGACAUCUGAAUGCAACACGUAUUAUGUAUCGUUCUCUACUGAACUCGGCAUUAACGGAGAAUGCAUAUUUCGAUCUAAACAUUGCAACUAAAAUUUUUGCUGAUGAAUUUAUCGAUAUUCUUGAUAAAUACCAGAUUAUGUUGGACCAUUACUACAACACGUCCUUCGAUAACGUUCCAUUUUCCAACCCAGAGAAGGCGGCUGAUACUAUCAACCGGUGGGUGGCACAAUCCACCCAUGGCCGCAUACAGGAUCUCGUCAGCGCUAAUGGUGUCGAUGGAGCAGUAAUCGUUCUAGUGAAUGCCAUCUACUUUAAGGGGCUUUGGACUUAUCCAUUCCCGAAGAACGGACCUCGGCGAAAGUUUAAUACCACGCGCGAAGAACUAGAUGUUACUUAUAUGGAACAACACGGUCAAUUUUACUAUGACGAUUCAAAUAUACUUAAUGCUCAGCUUCUACGACUGCCCUAUCGGGGAGGGAAAUUUGCUAUGUACUUCAUGCUGCCGAGGCCGGAUAGCUCCAUCAAUGAUGUUCUCAGUCGUAUUAAUUCCACCAGUUUGCACCAGGCUCUGUGGUACAUGGAUGAAACCGAGGUGAACGUUACCAUUCCGAAAUUCAAAUUUGACUUCUCCGAAGAACUAAACCAACCGCUGCAGGAUAUCGGAAUCCGCGAGGUGUUUUCACAGCGAGCUUCACUGCCCUUGCUUCCACGCCGAAAAGUUACCAUGGACCAAGCUCGAGUUUCGCGAGUAUUCCAAAAGGCGAGCAUCACCAUAAAUGAACUUGGAAGCGAAGCAUAUGCUGCAACUGAAGCCCAACUGGUGAACAAAUACGGUGGCGAUGAAACUCAGAUAUUCAAUGCAAAUCGCCCUUUCCUUUUCUUCAUUGAAGACGAACAAUUUGGCACUCUCCUGUUUGUCGGGAAAGUACAAAUGCCAACUGCCAGAAUAGCGGACUGUUCACUAAACUCGGGGAAGUUCCGGAAGGCUCAGCGGAUAAACAUUCUUUCGCGAUCACGUUGCACUUAACACUCAAAUCUUAUCAUUCUUCAUGUUUGUGUCAUUCGUUCGUUCGAGUUCG
Messenger RNA from Sabethes cyaneus, 1474 nucleotides. RefSeq names its product serine protease inhibitor 2-like. The record is from RefSeq and is a predicted model, not a curated record. Gene Ontology annotation, molecular function: serine-type endopeptidase inhibitor activity. The transcript has 7 exons. NCBI's taxonomy places the organism in Eukaryota, Metazoa, Arthropoda, Insecta, Diptera, Culicidae. Bases 1 to 1422 code for a protein of 473 amino acids.